Molecule: messenger RNA, 2991 nt
Organism: Closterium sp. Naga37s-1
Lineage: Eukaryota; Viridiplantae; Streptophyta; Zygnematophyceae; Desmidiales; Closteriaceae
Source: the annotation of a GenBank genome assembly
AUGGCCGGUCGCGAACUGAAGGGGCUGUUGAACAGUGGCGAUCAGGGCGCUACUUCCACUGCUUCGAUCUCGAUCGCAGGCGCCACUGUGGAGCUCCCCCCCGAGCAGAGGAAGUGCUUCGCCGAUGAUAAGCAUCCCUUCACCGCGACCUCCUUCGACUUUCUCACAUGCGUGGUUGUUCGGAAGUGCGUGUCUCAGUCGCUGCAGGAGGCGGUAAAGGUGGUGCCCUCCAAUGUUGUCGCGGACAUCAUCGCGGGUGGUGAGGCCGCGCCCGUGGAGUUUGACGGUGUCCGGUGCCUCCGGUCGGGGCAGCUGGGAGAUCCGACGCGCCUCGUGGACCUGUGGGGGGGAGGGGAUCUGCAGCACCAGCCCCCCCGCCCCCCUUUCUCCUCCAUUCCCCUGCUGUGGGUGCAGCAGUGGGGGGAGGGGAUCUGCAGCACCAGCCCCCCCCCGCCCCCCCCCUUCUCCUCCAUCUCCCUGCUGCGGGUGCAGCAGUGGGGGGGAGGGGAUCUGCAGCUCCAACCCCCCUCUGCCCCCCCCCCUUUCUCCUCCAUCCCCCUGCUGCGGAGUUCUCAACGACUCGACGCGGUUGUUGGACACGACCCUGCGCCGCGCAUCGCCAAGCCAAUUGCCAGGACAUUGACCACAUUGCGGCAGGAUGCGAAACGCGCUGCGGAGGAGCUCGCGUUCAAGUCUAGGUGCGGGAUUGCGGACGGUCACGGGGGUGAUGCUCAUGGCGAUGAACGUCUGAGGUCGCAAGAACAGCCCGCGGGAUCACAUUUUUCAGGUCGCGACACACUUGCUCUCACUACUGCUUUGGCGCUCGCGAACGCGGGGGAGGGGGACGAAUUGUCCGCGGAACAGGCGAAGCCGGACAACAAGGAGGAGGGCUCGAGCUCUGACCGCGGCGAGGAUGCCCCUGUGAAUGCGCCUCGGGGUGGAUGUGACAAGAGUCCAUCGGAGGAGGCAGAUGGCCAGGGUCGAGGGCAGGCCGAAGGGGAUGCCGCGGAGCGUGAUGAUGUCGCGAUGGAUAACCGGGGCAGUGAUUUGGAGCUGCAGGGUUCGGAAGAAAUGGAGGAGGAAGAGGACGACGACGAAGAGGAAGAGGUGGAGGAAAUCGCGGCAAACACUGCGGGGCGGGCGGCGGUCGCGGUCGCGGGCGCUGGGAAGAGUAUUCGCAAUCUCCAUGCUGCGUUGUUCCCCCGUCCGAGAAGCGCAACCCCAUCGGGCGAGUUUGCGGGCAAGAGCCCGGUCGCGGGAAAGCGGAAACACUCGGAGCUGGCAAAGUUGCAACCUGGUAAGCUGGCCGAGGAAAUCCUCCGCUUGGACAAGGUGGUGAAGAAUCAGAAGGGCCGAAUUACCAAGCUGGAGGAAGUCGUGGAAGCCAAGGCAGCCGCGAAGGACAGGGCGGAGAAUCGCGACAUGCGGGAGGUGCUGACACGCGCUGCUGCUCGCUUGGAGGAUUACGCGGCUAACCUGAAGGGGGUGGUUGUGGACUCCAUGGAAAACGCACAGAAAAAGUUGACGGACGAGGUCGCCCGGAAGAUCGACGGCGCGUCAUCCAACAUUGCGGCCACCUCCGAACGCGCGAUCACAACAAGCGGCGUCACCAACGCUCUCAACACAGUCAUUGCCAUGCUUUCCGGUCGUGCGGCUACGCCGCCGGGCACAGACGCACCGCAGGGGCAGGGGUCAGACGGUGUCGCGGAGAAAGAGGGAGGGAAGAGGGUCGUGGAAAAAGAAACGGGGAAAAAGGUCGCGGACAAGGAGACCGUGAAGAAGGCCGCCGACAAGGAGACAGGGCUGUUCCCGAGGGGAACCACCAGGGGGGAUGCUGAUGCGGGACCACCGCCCGGACCCUCGGCCGUGGAAGUUGGUAAGGGCAAGGCUAAGGUCGAGGACGCCCCGCCGGCAACCACCACCACCAACACCACCGUGCUCGUGCUCGCGGCGGGCAACACCACCGCGGUCGCGCCUGGGCAGCCUGGACCCAGCUCCAUUGCCCCUGCAAUCCCCCCCUCUGUAGAUGUCAAAGCGAAGACUCAGGGCCGCGGUGGUUGUAAGCCGCCUCCAGCCACGUUGAAAGUGGACGACAAUGACUCGGACGCGGACGAUGAGGUUGAGCUGGUGCUUCAAAGGUUCGUGGGGCCGAGCGACACCAGCGGCACUAGUGGCAAGCGCAAGGGCUGUGGUAUCCGCCCUCCGCCCAGGGGUGGAGAGGGGAUGGUGGGCGAACCAUGGCUGGGGGGGAGACGUUGCUGGCUGGGACAUCACUCCCACCAAGAGGUGGAGUACCUGACCGCGAUCGCGGUCAUGUGUUAUGACAAGAAGAUAGACCCCGGGCUCAAGCUGACUGCGCAGCAGAAAAGCGAGUGUGCCGAAGACAUCUCCGCGGCCGGGACGAUGUGCACCGGGCUAUUCGCCACCAUGCACCUCCAUAACCUGUACCACCACAUGUUCAAAGCCUACCACGACCUCACCCGCCCCAAAUCCACCCUCGGCAACGCGGACGCUUGGGCAGCUGCGGUGGGGAAGGAGGCGGCAGAUGAGGAGCCCGAUGUCACCGGCGCCCAGGAGGGCCUGUUUGCAGGUGCGGUAGCGUGCGCGAUCGCGAUGAUGUGGGAGACCUGCAACGGUCUCGAUCUCGAUGGAAACGUGGAUGCUGGAUAUGUGGCGGCGCUGUCUGCAGGCACCCCAGAAGAUAUCGCCCGCGGUUACCCCUCCAUCGUGACCGUGGUCUUGAAAAGGGCCAGGAAGGAGAGUACCCGCACGAACACCACCGAGGUCACGGAGAAGAUAGAGUCUGCGGUCGUGAACCGCCUUGGAGCGCGACUUGGGGACCCCACACUGGUUGCUAUGGUCGCGCACGAGGCGGUGGACGUGCUGAUGACCUGGAGCGACUGCAAGAUCGCGGCCAAGUUGAUGGAGGCCAACGGGAUCUAUCUCGCACUGCCUGAGAAGCGUCUGUCCGCGAAGAAGAGGUCCGCGUGA